CAAUGACAAACACUCCCUCCGGUUCUUCUCUUCCGUCGUCUUCUACUUCUCUUCAAUCUUCACACGCAAACACAUCACUGCUUCACCAAUCACAGAUGGGUUUUCUCUUAAUUACUGCUCUUUAAAAUUUCCUCCUUAUACCCAUUUUUUCAUUUCAUAACCAUCUCUCUCUCUCUCUCUUUCUCUCUCUCUAAUAUGUGAGCUCCAUUUACUCACAGACGUUUUGAGCAGAGCAGAGCAGAGGGAUAUGGAGUAACUAUACUCCAAGGAAAGGUUUUGAAACGUAAAAGUGAAUGUGAAAUCCAAGGGUUGGUUACUGAAUCUGAGAUCUUAGAGGGCUAACAGGCCGAGAAGAGAGGAGCAAUGAGGAUUUUGGGGGAGGCUUCUUGGUGUUUUUGUAGUGGAGGAGGCAAGUCCGAGAGAAUGAAAGGGAGCAUUUUCUGCAAUAAAGGUGCGGCCAUGUCGAGGGUCGGUGGUGGGACUGGGUUUCUCAUCCAUAGGAACCUGUUUUUAACGACCCACGUUAACCUUCCUUCGGUGUCGGCAGCUGAUGGGUUGGAGAUCCGGUUGCAGGACCGUAUUGCUGCAAAACUCUUCCCUCACAGGUUCUUCAUUACCAGCUCUGUUCUUGAUCUUACUAUUGUGGGUUUGGAUGCCAUUGAUGGAGACUCAAAUACCCCAGGGCAUCAUCAGCCUCAGUGCUUGAAGACCUGCUUGAAUCCAAGUCUUGAUUUGGGCAGUGUAGUUCAUCUUCUAGGCUACACAGACAAAAGGGAAUUGACGGUGGGUGAAGGAAAGGUGGUGAUAGCUACUGAUAAUCUCAUAAAAGUAUCAACAGAUGGAAUAACUUGGAGCCCUGGGUCUGCUGGUUUUGAUGCCCAAGGUAAUCUUGCCUUCAUGGUUUGUGAUCCUAUGAAGCUUGCCACAUCUCCAACUGCCAAGUCUGCAUCAACCUCAUCAUCUUCAUCAUCAUCAUGGAAGAAGGACAGUCCUUUGCAAUUUGGCAUCCCCAUACCCAUCAUCUGUGAUUGGUUAAACCAGAACUGGGAGGGCAGCUUGGAUGAACUCAACAAGCCGAAGCUACCACUCAUUCGGUUGAUGUCCACAGGGCAGAAGAGUGAACAUUCCAGUGCUUCCUUCACAAUGCGACAGGUUUUCAAAUCAACAGUAGGUGAAAACAAUGACACCCCGACAUCAACACACAUCGUAUCAGGACUACAUAAUCAGCAAGGACCAAGCUGUUCUGCUGCUGCAAAUAUAUUCCAGGAGGACAUCCCAGUUACUGAUCUGUGUUCCACUAUUCAUGAGGAGGGUAUUUUAACUCCUGAGAUUUAUGAAUCUCCAAGAUUGACCUCAAUACCUAUUCGAAAGAAGGAAAACACCCAAAUCCAGCUUCUGGAUAUUAAUUUCCCACCAAGUGCCCCCAAAGCUAUAGUCCUGCCACAGGUCAUUAAAAAGUUGCCACCAAGGUCUGAUGGAAAUGGUGUUGCAGAACUUGCAUCACCAACUACAUUGAAAGAAAACAACCUAAUUGAAGAAAGAGGACCACCCAGCCCUAGUGGGGAUGCUGGAAUAUCAACUUGUUCUGUUAAUGGGGACUACAGUGAGGUCCAGUCCAGUUCAUCUCCAAUAGAGGUCUCAGAGUGGCAGAAUCAGGGGAAUGGAUUCCACGCUGACUAUAGCAGUGAGGCUGAAACCAUGUAUUCAGCCGAAACAGCAGAGAGCCGGAACUACCCGAGCCCCAAGGUGGAAAAGUUUCAACAAGUGGGGAGGAGCCACAGCUGUGUAAGUUACAACAGAUGGAAUACCACUCAAAGAAAUCCUGUAGCAUGCAGGGCAUCACUGGAUAAUCAGCGAAGCCUCAUCCAGGGAAGGAAAAUGCAUUCACAGGGAGCAACAUCUCAGAGGAGCCAUGACUUCUUCAGCCCCACUGUUUCCUCAAUCAUGAAGAAGCGUAACAAUUCAGAGCAGCUGAACAAACCCCGGCAGAGUGCUGUUUACUCUUCUCCAAGAUGGAUGUUUUGAUCAAACCUCAUAGGAUAUAACAACAGGGAGGAAUUGUGGAAAUCAUCAAGAAUCCUCUACUAUAAAUUCGUGCCAACCAAUCUGUUAUCACUUGAUAUUGUCUGAUUUUUUUAUUUAUGUGCAGAACACUAGGUGAAUAAGCAAUUUUUGUUAAAGAGAAAGAGGUAUUUAUCUCAUUACCUUUGUAUCAUCUUGCUUGAAAUAGUCUGCUUGUUGACAUUACCAUAUGAGUUGUAGUAUCUUACAGGC
Telopea speciosissima is the source of this 2274-nucleotide messenger RNA. RefSeq lists its product as uncharacterized. The record is from RefSeq and is a predicted model, not a curated record. The coding region runs from base 364 to 2025 and encodes 553 amino acids. The transcript has 2 exons. NCBI's taxonomy places the organism in Eukaryota, Viridiplantae, Streptophyta, Magnoliopsida, Proteales, Proteaceae.